AUGGAGUUUAGCUCUGCUUUGUGGCUUCAUCAAUGCGCAAACUCUCUCUACUUGUGAGAACGAGUGAGUGAAUGAAUGCAAUGUGAAUAGUACGGCUAUUAAGGAAAGGCUUUUUUAGAUUCAGAGCAUCGACUUCCACAACUUCGCCUGAUGAAAAAGAUCAAUUAUUACACUAUCACUAAGAAAAUUACACUAUCACUAAGAAACUGAAAAAUCGUUCGUUGUAAGCUUCUACUUCAUCAUACAAGCACUACUUGCUUCAUCUACAACUUCAACAAGAGCAAGAAGAUGCCGACGAUUGAGAAUGAUGUAAAGUUGGACUUCAAGGACGUCCUCAUACGUCCAAAGCGGUCCUUUUUGAGUUCGCGAUCUCAGGUUUCCGUGGACCGCAGCUUUACCUUCAAACACUCGAAGGCCCAAUGGACUGGUGUGCCGAUAAUAUUAUGACCUCGAGGACAAUGGACGACUGGUGUGCCGAUAGUAAUGUCAACUUCGAAUGUACUAGAUCAACUUCGACUAGAAGAAAUAGAACAAGGACGACUAUCAAUUACGUUUACGAAGUACUAGGCAUUAACUAGUCCUAGUGUGUCACCCACCAUAACUAAAAAGCGUAAGAAUGAAUGAAAGGACGACAAGGUGGUAGUAACGGACUUAGUAUGAUGAACUUCUAAGAAUCGCUGCCAACAUGGAUACGGUCGGUACGUUCGAAAUGGCGAAUGUUCUCGCAGCUCGUAAAGUCAUUACCGCGGUACACAAGCACUAUACUGUGGCGGAAUGGUAGUUGUUUCACUACGACCACUUGCAGGUGAACCACUUUGUAUUGCUACAAAGUUGUGACUCGUCGUGGCGUAGGUCAACGAUACAUGCAAAUUCGUUUGCUUGAUUUCCACCACAAAUUCAAAUGAAGAGGCACUCUAUAAAACAACCAAAAAUAGCGAUUGUUAAAGAAUUCAACAAACUCCUCCAAGAAACAAACAAAAUCAAUUGCGAUUGCUCGUCGAAUGAAUAAAAGACUUGACCUCGUCUAGGUCUACAACAUGAACAUUACUGGAGGAACUCGUCUCCAACAUCAACAUUUUUUACGUCGUGCUUAGUACUGCUUACGUCAUCUUACAGGGAACGUUUUGUCGCUGACAAGGAUGCAGAUUUCUGCAAGUAUAUCGCAGCUUCGACCGGAAUUAGUGCCGCCGAUAUGCAGAAGCUGGAUUCGAUAUUGAAGGCAGUUCCAAAGAUUCGUUUCAUCUGCAUAGACGUUGCAAAUGGGUACGCAGAGCCAUUCGUGAACUUCAUCCGCGAUGCGCGAAAAAAGUAUCGAUCACUGCUCAGUUGUAACUGGUUUGCAAGUAUUGAAUUUGAACAAUAGUGGAACGAUGAUGAUUUUGUCGUGGCCAAAAGAGCAUAUCAAGAAGAACUUCGAAUUUCCUCUGGGCCGUCGAGACAAGCGAUCAACAAAAAUGUAUGCGUUGUAACUACGUACAGGGAAAUCUUCAGUAUCAAAUCCUAGGUAUCCGGGCCACACAAUAAUUGCGGGAAACGUGGUUACGCAGGAGAUGACGGAAGAACUGAUUAUGAGUGGCGCUGACAUUGUCAAGGUCGGAAUCGGACCAGGGUCCGUGUGCACAACCAGAAAACAGACCGGCGUCGGUUAUCCCCAGCUCUCUGCUGUGAUGGAGUGCGCUGAUGCUGCGCACGGAUUGGGAGGACGCAUAGUCUCUGACGGGGGUUGCACAUGCCCAGGAGAUCUUGCGAAAGCAUUUGGCGCCGGGGCCGAUUUCGUCAUGCUUGGCGGGAUGUUGGCAGGCCACGAUGAAAGCGGUGGAACUGUCACAGAAAGUUCGCCCGGUAACAGAUUCAGAUAGUGAUUAGCUCAUCAGGUCUCGAUCAUUGUAAUUUGCGUGUUCAGGGAUUCGAAGCAACAAGUAGCUCGAGGUUUUCCGCACCAUUGUUUAUUUUUUUCUCCUAAUAUCUCUUUGUCCAUCAGGUGUCUUCCACAAGAUCUUCUAUGGGAUGUCAUCGGAUACGGCAAUGCAAAAGCAUGCUGGCGGUGUCGCGGAGUACCGAAGUUCGGAGGGCAAGACCGUUCGUGUCCCAUAUCGCGGACCUGUGCAGAGCACCAUACAGGACAUCCUAGGAGGCUUGCGCUCCGCAUGCACGUAUUAAGGCUAGCGACGAUACCAAUAGAUUCAUCUCGUUGGUUUUUGCGUUGUUCUUUUUCGCAGAAUUUCUCGAAUUCCUACCUUUCAGAUGCUUGAAUGAUACAGUUUUCUCUUUCUCUUUGUAAUUGAAAUACUGAUUAAACAUCAUCCAUUUCCAUGCAUUGUUUUAUGGUAUAAGUAGCUAGUUGUAGCAGGAACAUGAACAUGAACAUGAAGCGGAGAGUUUAUCUAAGCAUUCGUAGGAGCGAAGGAGCUUCGGGAGCUUUCAAGGCGGACCAGCUUUAUUCGCGUGUCUCAACAGCUAAACCCCGUUUUCACGGAGUCGCAGAAAGUUGAGAAACCACCAGAACCAGAGGCGAAAAGACAGAAGACGGGGUGAGAAAAAGACAUUGCUUCUUCAGAUUAAGUAGGAGUGAUUCUAGUUGGUGGAGUGAUCAUAUUCGCAGAUUUUUUUUGGACGCUGACCACGGUCAGCGUACCCGUCGUAGACAAUGGGAAGACGUACCGUCGGCUUUUAGGCUAAUCUGAAGGCAUGAUCUCCAUUUUGGUCGUCUAUCAUGUACAUGUAGUCCUACACCUUGCUCUAGUUGUAGAUGAACAAUCAAAGAUCGCAGCAUGGCACUCAUAGAUGAGCACGCUCCUGUUGGUAUCACGAUGUAUUAUACCGCAUUCCGUUUAGUAUUAAUGGCACUUAGACGACCAGAAGAAACGAGACCUCACGUGUGAAAGUGUCAAAAAUGAGUAUGCUUUUUGAAGGUGUAUCAUAAAGUUAAAGCCGGGCGCGUUACACCAGGUGGAGCGAUAUGGUCCUCCACGAUAUCUUACCAACAGCUGGAGCCAUACCUGGAUGUGGUCAGUGAAACGCUGAAUUAUGGUCAUGCACGAAUGACACCUCGGUAAGCUGCCCGUCUUCAUUCCUCGAACCCACAAGAAAAGUGUUGCGACUGUAUAAGUCAUAUGUGAUCAUGAUCCCGACUUAAACUACUCCUGUGCCACGACUGCGUG
This is a messenger RNA of Amoebophrya sp. A25, 3161 nucleotides long. Lineage: Eukaryota; Dinophyceae; Syndiniales; Amoebophryaceae. The record is from the annotation of a GenBank genome assembly.